Micromonas pusilla CCMP1545 is the source of this 252-nucleotide messenger RNA. RefSeq lists its product as uncharacterized. The transcript has a single exon. The annotation marks the transcript as partial. The record is from RefSeq and is a predicted model, not a curated record. NCBI's taxonomy places the organism in Eukaryota, Viridiplantae, Chlorophyta, Mamiellophyceae, Mamiellales, Mamiellaceae.
AUGACGUCGCUGGUGAAGCACGCGCGCGCGGGGCUCGGUCAGGGGACCGUGCAAGGCGUCGCGACGGUCGCGCCGCAGGUGUCCGAAGAGGAUGCCGUGCCGGCGCCGGCGAGUGCCGCCGCGGAUGCGCCAUCGCCGGCGGUGCUCGCGAAUUUCAGCAACAACUACGGCGGCGCGUGCUCGCACUGCAGCGCGGACAACAUGUGUGGCCCGAAGCACGGCGGAACCGUCUGCCCUGGGUCCUACGCAUGC